This is a messenger RNA of Zygosaccharomyces rouxii, 1353 nucleotides long. RefSeq lists its product as uncharacterized. The coding region runs from base 1 to 1353 and encodes 450 amino acids. NCBI's taxonomy places the organism in Eukaryota, Fungi, Ascomycota, Saccharomycetes, Saccharomycetales, Saccharomycetaceae. The transcript has a single exon. The record is from RefSeq and is a predicted model, not a curated record. Gene Ontology annotation, molecular function: S-adenosylmethionine-dependent methyltransferase activity.
AUGGGAGUCUCGACGUCAAGUCUUCCAGCAAUUGCGUUUACCAUAUUGGCAGUAAUUAUGAGUUUUCUGAGGAAAUACAAACCGUUUCAAAGUUGGUUUAUCGCAAAGCUCGAGAAUUCUUUCGUAGAUCAUUUCACAUCAGCAAAGCAACUAGUAGUAAAUGGUGAUUUUUCGUUGACAAGAACUUCCAAGAAUUUCAAAACUGCUGGAGAUACUACUCUGUAUGAUUUAUCUAAGGCGCUAUCACAUUUGAGUGAAUACCUAGUUAGAGCGCAGGGGCAAAAUGGUGUUAUAUUUCAAAGAACUAAAGAAUUGCCACCAGAUGUUAGGGAUCAAUUGAAGACGUUGAGCUAUUUUUCCAAGAUUCAAAAUGUCAAUAUCAGCCUUCAAAACAAUUAUAAGGUGGUGGAAUCGGUUAUCAGGUACGUACUGGAGCAAUUGAUAAAGAACAAUGCCAAUAAUUUGGAAAAAGGGCUAAGAGAUCAAUUGAAAGCUACGUGCUUGGAAUUUGGCUAUGUACUGAGUGAGAAGAAUGAAUUAUGCAAAAAUUCUGAUAAUACAAUCGUUGCAAUGUUAGAGUCCAAUCAAUACAGAGUUUCUGAAGCGAUUUCACAUCUAUGUCGUGAUUGGAGUCCCAACUUUAGAUGUGAAAGGGAACCUUUUAAUCAAUUUUUCAAAGAGAGAAUAUUAUCUUUAGGGCUCCCAGAAGAUGAAAAAGUACUUAUUUUAGUUCCCGGUGCAGGUGUAGGUCAACUUUCUCAUUUUUUGGCUACGAAUUUCCCACAUUAUGCAGUAGAUUCUAUUGAAUGGUCUGCAUUAAUGUACAUCUGUGGUCAAUUUGCCCUUGGGUAUGGUAAAGAUGUCGAAUUGAGCCCCUUUGCAUUACGUUAUUCAGGUCAAUUGGAUUGUGCGAGGCAGAUUAGAACAGUAGAAGUGCAAUUAAGCGAAGUGAGGAGAUCCUCGAAUUUAAGAUUUCAUUGGGGUGAUUUCUGUGAGUUUAUCCCAACUGAAGAUCAUUAUGAUAGCAUUGUUGUUUGUACAGAAUUUUUCAUCGAUACUGCAGAAAAUCUAUUUGAAUACUUCGAAACCAUCGAACGGUUCAAAAAUCGAUGCAACAACCUGCACUGGAUUAAUGCCGGUCCUUUAAAAUAUGGUACAAGACCGUUAGUACAAUUAAAUGCUAUGGAGUUGAAUAAAUUACGUCAACUAAGAGGUUGGAAAGAUAUACACGAAUCAAACGUUACUGAUUACAAUCAUCCACUGAUAGGAUACUUAACGGAUUAUGGAUCUUUAUUCCAGUGUUACUACGGAGCACUAAAAUUUCAUUCUACCUUUGCCACAGAUCGGAAAUAA